GUGCGCUCUGCCUUUCCCUUUUCUCCCCCCAUCCUUAAGGCAGACAUUUCACCCCUCUGGGCUCGAGCGGCAGGCCCUUUUUUGGGUGGCAAAUUAGGACUUCAUUUCCCGGAAUGCCCAGGUGACUCGUGACGGUGCCCGGCCGGGACGGUGGCCUGCGGGACAGACCUGGUGGCCUGCGGGACAGACCUGCGGGAGAAGGCCGGGGGACGCGGACAGGAUGGCGGAGCAGAGAGUCUUUCCCCUGUCCUGCAAGGUGCAGCAUUAUGCCUGGGGCAAACUGGGCUCUGACAGCGAGGUGGCCAGCUUGCUGGCCAGCAGUGAUCCGCUGGCCCAGAUUGAGGAAGACAAGCCAUAUGCAGAGCUCUGGAUGGGCACCCACCCCCGGGGGGACGCUGUGAUCCUUGACAACCGCAUCGUCCAGAAGACUUUAGGGCAGUGGAUUGCCGACAACCCCACUUGCUUGGGGUCAAAGGUCAGAGAUGCCUUCCAGAGCCAGCUGCCCUUCCUGUUCAAAGUGCUGUCAGUCAACACAGCCCUAUCCAUCCAGGCGCAUCCCAACAAGGAGCUGGCAGAGAAGCUGCACGCUCAAGCCCCAGAGCACUAUCCAGAUGCCAACCAUAAGCCUGAGCUAGCUAUUGCCCUCACCCCUUUCCAGGGCCUUUGUGGCUUCCGGCCUGUUCAGGAGAUUGUGGAAUUCCUUCAAAAGGUGCCUGAAUUCCGGGCCCUGAUUGGCAACGUGGCAGCCGAACAGCUAGAGCGGAGCAUGGGGGAUGAUCCCCACGCGAUGGCCUCCGCCUUGCGCAUCUGCUUCACCAGCAUGAUGAAGAGUGAGAAGAAGGUCUUCGUGGAGCAGCUCAACCAGCUCGUCAAGCGGAUCUCCCAGGAAGUGGCCACGGGAGGGGAUGUGGCCGCCAGCAACGGAGAGCUCCUGCUGCAGCUGCACACCCAGUACCCAGGCGACAUUGGCUGUUUUGCUAUCUACUUCCUGAACCUGGUGAAGCUGCAGCCAGGGGAGGCCAUGUUCCUGGAAGCCAACGAGCCCCACGCCUACCUGAACGGAGACUGUGUGGAAUGCAUGGCCUGCUCAGACAACACUGUGCGGGCCGGCCUGACGCCCAAGUUCAUUGACGUGCUGACUCUCUGCGAGAUGCUUAACUACACACCCGCCCCCAGUAGCGCCAAGCUGUUCACCCCCGUGCAAGACCGCCUGGACCCCUGCGUCUUCACCUACAAUCCGCCCGUGCCCGACUUCACUGUCAUGAAGAUAGAGGUCCCCGCUUCCGCCAAACCGUACACUGUCUCGGCCCUGGAUUCCGCCAGCAUCCUGCUGGUGGUGCAGGGAGAAGCCACGGGCCCCUCAACGGCGAGCCACUCUGAGAUAGCCCUGCGACGCGGCGUGGUGCUCUUCAUCGCAGCCAACGAGAGCGUCUCUCUGCAGCUCACCUCGUCCGGCAGCCUGCUGAUGUUCCGGGCCUGCUGCUUGCUGUAGCCUUCUGUGUCCUCGCCCCUGUCCCCCUUGGAGAUGUCCCCCCAUCUCAGGUGGUAUGUGCCCAUGACCAGGACUUAGCCAAGUGCCUCAGAGCAGCUGCAGAAGCGGCAGCCCCGAUCCCCGCAAGGAGGACCUCCUGGUACCAAACUGAUCAAUCAGUGAUAUUUAGAAAGCACUCACUACUGUCAGAGCACGGUAUCAAAAGCUUUGGAGAUCCUGGGUUGAUUGGCUUUGGGGUGGAAUAGGAGACAUAGAAGGAU
Molecule: messenger RNA, 1752 nt
Organism: Ornithorhynchus anatinus (platypus)
Lineage: Eukaryota; Metazoa; Chordata; Mammalia; Monotremata; Ornithorhynchidae
Gene: MPI
Product: mannose phosphate isomerase
Exons: 9
Coding region: 221-1492 (423 amino acids)
Biological process (GO): carbohydrate metabolic process; GDP-mannose biosynthetic process
Cellular component (GO): cytosol
Molecular function (GO): zinc ion binding; mannose-6-phosphate isomerase activity
Source: RefSeq, a predicted model, not a curated record